AUGGCCAAUAAUUCCAAAGAAGAACCAAAAACUGCUCCACAACCAGAUCGGUGGUACGAUCUAACCCUAGGUCCUUCGUUUAAAGAGCAAUCCUCCAAUAAGUACUGCACUUUGCGAUACGAAUUUAAGCCAGCUUCGAUUGAUAAAACUAAGCCUGGAUUAUUCCACAAGAAUAAAGACAAUAGAGUUUCGGUUGAGUUUCAGAAUAAUCAAUUAGGCAAACCGAAAGUCACUUUUGAAGGUAGCAGCGAGGAUUAUAAAGAAAACGAUGCCGUUCUGUUUUUCGAUGGCCAGACUUUUCGAUUGGAGCGCCUUCACCGUGCUGUUAAGCAGCUCAGGCAUCUAAGAUUGCCUGGUGAAUCCGCGGCAGCGGCUGCUCAAUCCCUGCCGGCUGUGGAGGCGCCGGGGUUGUCUCCUUCAGUCGGGAGGGGUGCGAAACCUGUUCAGAUUGGGCGAAAUGCAUUUUCUGCUGUUCCGGUUGAGGUGGAACGGAUUGAUGUGGGCGAGCCACAGGUUUCAGGUGCAAAAGCUGCCAGUAAGAGGAUUACUGAGCAUCCAACCCAUCCACCAAAUGUAUCAACUUCCUCACCAAGCCCCAAGAAUGAUGAAGUUGAAGAACAUCAAGAUAUAGACAUCGAGGACAUUUUUGGUGCCGGCUCACCUGAUGAUGGGAAUGCAAUUGAAGAAAAAGUUGAUGAUGGCUUUGAUAGCAAUGUACCACAGCAAAACAACACUGAUGAUGAGAUUGCUGACGUGGACGAUAGUGGUGAUGAAGCAGACAAGGGUCUCAAUGCUGCAGAAGCCCUUAGAGCCCAGAAAAAUGCAGAUGAGAAGAAUGAGCAGACUUCUAGUUCUAGUAGCAGCAGUGGAAGUGGAAGCAGUGGAACUGGCAGCGGGAGUGGGAGCAGCAGCAGCAGCAGCAGUGACAGUGAAGGCAGCGAUGAAGAUUCAGUCAACUCUAUUUGA
Dovyalis caffra is the source of this 966-nucleotide messenger RNA. The record is from the annotation of a GenBank genome assembly. Lineage: Eukaryota; Viridiplantae; Streptophyta; Magnoliopsida; Malpighiales; Salicaceae.